Mucor velutinosus is the source of this 1125-nucleotide messenger RNA. RefSeq names its product CAP-Gly domain-containing protein. Bases 1 to 1125 code for a protein of 374 amino acids. The transcript has a single exon. Gene Ontology annotation, molecular function: oxidoreductase activity; copper ion binding. The record is from RefSeq and is a predicted model, not a curated record. Lineage: Eukaryota; Fungi; Mucoromycota; Mucoromycetes; Mucorales; Mucoraceae.
AUGACACUUUUCGCAAGCUUUCUUUUCUUUAAUCUAUUCUUGAAAGCUGUGUAUGCAGCACCGCUGAACAGCAGCAGCAAAGGAACUAUUCGACACUUCUACAUUGCAGCACAAGAAGAACUAUGGGAUUAUGCACCCAUGAAUUGGGACAAUGUGCGAGACCAGCCUCUUACAAAAGCACCCUCUUCUCUGUAUACCACCUAUCGAAAAGACAAGCGUUUAGGCUCAGUCUAUCACAAAGCCUUCUACAGACAAUACCGAGAUGAUUCAUUUUCAAAUCCUAUAGCUCAUGACACAGUGUUGGGAAAUUUGGGCCCCAUCAUUCGAGCAGAAGCAGGCGAUCAGAUUCACAUCACAUUUUACAACAAGGCCUCCUACCCUCACAGCAUACAUCCGCAUACUGAGAAUGGUGAUGCGAUGAAUCUGCCCGGUCAAUUUGUUCAGCCAGGCGACAAGUAUCGAUAUGUUUGGGAUAUUCCUGCGAAUUAUGCGUUCCCUGACAAUCAGUCUUCUGUGAUAUGGUCGUAUUCGUCGAAAUCAUCACCUGUAGGCGAUGUGAAUGCAGGUUUAUUUGGUUUGGUAGUCAUCUAUAAGACUGGCACUCUUGAGUUCCCAUCUCCAGGUUCCAUGUUUCAAAGGCCAAAAGGCAUAGAUCAAGAAGUCUUCACGCUGAUGACCAAUACAGAUGAAUCAAAAUCAACCUAUUAUACAGAGUCAGGAGCUCGGCUUGGAUUUAGUGUAGACAGACUCAAGGAAUUGGAAGCUACAGAUCCACUAUUCAAAGAAUCGAACCGCAUGUACCAUAUUAAUGGCUAUGUCUACAACAAUAACAAGGUGAUUAACAUUGUGUAUGGAUCUCGAGUGCGCUGGUAUGUCAUUUCAUUUGGCGUCUCGGAUGAAGAUGUGCAUACAGCACAUUGGCAUGGCGCAACAAUGCUGCAUCAUGGUCACCGAGUGGAUGUAGUGGACCUGACGCCCAUCAGCUUUCAGGUAGUGGAUAUGAUACCCGAUAAUGUAGGCCAGUGGCUUUUUCAUUGUCACGUCGCCUCUCAUUUCGAGUCUGGAAUGAGCGCUUUCUAUCAGAUUGAGGAAGUCAUUUACACCGGCGAUGAAGGUUGGGAGUAG